Molecule: messenger RNA, 375 nt
Organism: Vicia faba (fava bean)
Lineage: Eukaryota; Viridiplantae; Streptophyta; Magnoliopsida; Fabales; Fabaceae
Source: the annotation of a GenBank genome assembly
AUGAGAUUCAACUUGGUGUUUCCUCAAGAGCUCUCACUCGCUAUUCUUUUGUUCCCACCGCCAACAAACCCUUUUUCGUAUAGUUUCUCAAAAUCAAAAGCAUUCCUUUUUGUGGUGAAAGUUUCAUCUAAAGAAGAAGCUUCAAGGAAUCAGUGCUGUGCUGUUUUUGGGACCGAAAUUCGGCCAACUGCGGAAUGUGGAAGAACAAUGUACAUAAUUCGCCAAAGAAUAGACCUGUUACUCAUGAGAAUGCAGAAAAAACAUGAAGCUUCAGGAUUCAAAGGGCAAACAAGUUACAAAAAUGUCAAAAGGAAGCAAGUAAAAAAAUGGAAACUAGCAUCUUUUCACAAGUGGAUAUUGAUGCUGAUGAAAUAA